Messenger RNA from Silurus meridionalis, 3356 nucleotides. It is a transcript of the gene egr1, whose product is annotated as early growth response 1. Gene Ontology annotation, molecular function: DNA-binding transcription factor activity, RNA polymerase II-specific; RNA polymerase II cis-regulatory region sequence-specific DNA binding. The coding region runs from base 487 to 2040 and encodes 517 amino acids. The record is from RefSeq and is a predicted model, not a curated record. The transcript is spliced from 2 exons. Gene Ontology annotation, biological process: regulation of transcription by RNA polymerase II. Lineage: Eukaryota; Metazoa; Chordata; Actinopteri; Siluriformes; Siluridae.
GGAACCUCGGGCGCGGAGGAAAGAGCGCUGAGAGCCCAAGUGACUCAACGGCAGAUAGAUAGAUAGCUGAUAAAACCAGAAUGCGCUAACAUUCUCGAAAUACAGUUCGAAAACAACAACAACAAGAAUUGAACUAAUAAGAAGCGUCUGAGAAUCAGAUCCAGACCCAGUUUGGUGUGAACACCAUCCAUGCAAACAAAAAAGACGCAUUUUGUGUUAUGAUAAGAAGGAAACCCUGAAUCAAAAAAAAAUUAUAGGGGGAAAAAAAAGUGGAUUUUCUUACCUUUUUGGGACAAACAAAAAGGAAAGAAAGCAAGCAAGAUACAUUAAGGAGGAAGAUCAGCAAAAGGGAGAGAGAGGAAGAAGAAGAAGAAGAAGAAGAAGAGAAAGAAGAACACAGCAUCUGCACCGCUCUCGUCCCAAAGGGGCUACCUGCUGAUCUGUCAGUGCACGCGACUCUGCAAGCCACACACACUCCAAACAGAGAUGGCUGCAGCCAAGACAGAGCUUCUUCCUGCUCUGCAGAUCUCAGACCACCUGAGCUUCCCUCACUCCCCCAUGGAUAACUACCCCAAGCUGGAGGAGAUGAUCAUGCUCAACUCUGCGGGGAUCCUGAACGCCUCCGCACACGAGGGUAACGGUUUUGGCUCUGGGGAACCCGGCGAGCAUUACGACCACCUGACUGGAGAUACUCUUCCAGAAAUUGCCCUGAGCUGUGAGAAGUCCCUGGCUGAGCAGAGUUAUGCCUCUCAGCGGCUGCCCCCCAUCUCCUACACGGGCCGCUUCACUCUCGAACCCGCCACCUGUAGCAACAGCUUGUGGGCGGAGCCACUGUUCAGCCUGGUCAGCGGAUUGGUUGGUGUUAACCCACCCAUGACUUCAAUCACAUCGUCGUCAAACUCACAAGUCACUCCCUCCUCCUCACCUGCUUCAACUUCAAGCAUGUCCUCCGUUUCCUCCUCCUGUUGUUCAACAUCAUCCUCAACAACAUCUAGUCCAAGCCUCAGCUGCUCUGUGCACCAGAGUGAGCCCAACCCCAUUUAUUCAGCCGCUCCAACCUACUCCAGUGCCAGCCCUGACAUCUUUCCUGAGCCUACUGCCAACUUCCCAUCAGCGGUGGGUAGCAACCUGCCAUACCCACCCCCAGCUUACCCCAGCAGCAAAGCAUGUGGCACCAGUUUUCCAGUUCCUAUGAUCCCCGACUACCUGUUUCCCCAGCAGCAGAGUGAGAUCGGCCUCGCUCCUGUUGAGCAGAAGCCCUUUCAGACACAGCAGCCUUCACUUACACCACUCUCCACCAUCAAGGCCUUUGCCACACAGACUGGCUCACAGGAGCUGAAGAGUGUCUACCCAACGCAGCUCAUUAAGCCCAGUCGUGUGCGCAAAUACCCAAACCGGCCAAGCAAGACACCACCACACGAGCGGCCCUACGCCUGCCCUGUGGAGACGUGCGAGCGGCGCUUCUCUCGCUCCGAUGAGCUCACGCGCCACAUCCGCAUCCAUACAGGCCAGAAACCCUUCCAGUGCCGUAUCUGCAUGCGCAACUUCAGCCGCAGCGACCACCUCACCACUCACAUCCGCACACACACUGGUGAAAAACCUUUUGCCUGCGACAUCUGCGGACGCAAGUUUGCCCGCAGCGACGAGCGCAAGCGUCACACUAAGAUCCACCUGCGGCAGAAAGACAAGAAGGCUGACAAAGCCACCUCGGUCUCGACCACUAUCCAGAACUCAAUCACCUCUGUCUCCAUUUCAGUCCCCUCACCCGUGUCAAGCUACCCAUCCCCUAUCGCCUCGUACCCAUCUCCAGUCUCUUCCUUCCCUUCUCCGGUAGCAUCAUGCUAUUCCUCGCCUGUGCAUACCUCCUACCCAUCUCCCUCUAUCGCCACCACUUACCCAUCUCCUUCCACCACCUUCCAGUCCCCCAUGGUCACCUCCUUCCCAAACUCUGUGGCCAGCAACAUCUACAACUCUCCCGUGGCAACGCCGCUGACCGAUAUUCAGACGUCGCUUUCUCCACGGACAACUGAAAUCUGCUGAGACUGUUCUCCAUCCUGUCCUCCCAGUCUUCACAUUUGCUCCCGUCUGAGAGGGUGAGAAAGACUUGUUAAUCUCUGAAUUUCCCCCCCUCUGCAAAAAAGCACUUUUUUGGCCACACUCUCCAUGAUGCUGAGUUAAAUAUUCCAAAUGGUCAAGGACUCGAAAAGACAUCUGAUACGAAAAGGGACAUUUUUCUUUCAUUCUCUCGCUUCAAACGAGGAUUUCAAGACUUUUAAGGACGACAAAGUAAAGCAACAGGCUUCGGCAAGUUUCUUAGAUUUCCUCUGAGUGUACAAACGAGGAAAAGGACCUUAUUGUUGUAAACUAAUGCCUGCAGGUUUCAAGCUCAAAUGUCCUCAAGGCAUUUACAAACAGACAUUAAAUAAUAUACAUAAGCUACAAUAUAUGUAUAUUGUACACGUGCCAUGUUUGAAAUUUUCGUUUGUCUGUUUGUUUUUACUUUUUAGUACCAUUGUUGUGGAAAUUGAUUUUGACUAUUUUCAUUGUAUUAUCCUAAAUUGAGCAGGGCCAUAUUUUAUACAUUCUGUAGUAUGUAGUGAAAAUGCUGUGAUAAGUUUUUUGUUUUUGACUUUGUUUGGAUAAAGAGCACUUACGUAUUCUGACGCAUGUGUAAGAGUAAUGUUACUUUCUCUCUUUUUGUAAAUAUCAUCUGCUGGUACUAUUUCUCUCUUUCUUUCUUACUCUCACACUCUCUCUCUCUCUCUAUUUCAAAUGUGACAUCAAAAAAGGUCUGCUAAGUGGAGGGAAUUAUUACAGAGAUUUUUAAAAAAAGCAUCAAAUCUUAAACAUUUUCGGUGCCUUUUGAGAAGCCUUGCAGAUAUUCUGACAGAUACGCGCGAGUGGAUGCUUUGCAUCUGGCCUUAAGGGUUAAUGGAUUUUUAUUUUCUUUCUUUUAUUUUCUUUUAUUCAGAAAGUCAUUUCAAGGAAACGAAGGGAAACAAUCCGAGGGCACUGCUUCAUGUUUUCUGGGAUGUAAGCAAAAAAAGAAAUCUAUAUUUUUGUAACUGAAAUGUACAUAUCUACCGGAGUUGGAAUGCUGUAGUUACCUACUGAGUAGGCAUGGGAUUUUUUGUAUGUUAUUUACAUGCAGUCCAUUAUUUUGUUGUUAUUUUUAUUUUGUAUUUGUGUUUGUUUAGAAAAGUGACUGUUUAUGGCUUCUAAACACAUUGAAUGCGCUUAACUGCCAGUGGGAUAUUUGGUGUACAAGAUAUCCUUCCUAAACAGAUACAUGAAUAAAUAUAAAAAUAUAUAUAUAGAAUAUAUAUAUAUAUAUAUAUAUAUAUACAAUGUUCAAA